AUGAUGUCAAUGGCCUCCUCGAGCCUCACCCGCCUCCUGGUGGCCGUGGUCUCGCUGUUCACGUCGUCCGCCCUCCUCUGCGCCGACGCGUCGGUGCACGACUACGCCGGCGAACGGUUCGCGGCCGACGGCAACGCCUUCGUCCUCCACGGCGGCAGCGAGGGCGUCUACGCCUCCGCUAAGGCCGCCGCGUUCAUCCGCUUCGAGAAGGUUGCGUUCAGAAGGACGCCCGAGUCAGCCGCUGCGGCCGAGGAGGACGGCAACCGCACGGCCACGGUCACGGCGGUCAUCUUCGAGGCCGGCGACCGCGACGCCGUCGGGGGCGCGGACGUCUCCGUCUCCGGCGGUCGCGUGCUCUGCUGCACGCCGGACAUGGCGAGGCUCGGGGCGUGCACCGAGGGGACGGCGACGUACCGCGCGCGGAACGGCAUCGGCUGGCCCAGGGUGUUCGCGGCCUCCUUCCUCCCGGGCAGCCUCGAGGCGGCGUUCCCGGACGAGACCGUCGCCAUGGCGCGCACCGGCAUGUACACCCUCCUGUUCGUCCACUGCGACGCCUCGCUCGCCGGCGGGCAGGUGGCCGCGCGGGGCAAGACCAUCUGGAGGAACAGCCGCGGAUACCUCCCGGGGCGGAUGGCGCCGCUGCUGCCCUUCUACGGCGCCACGUCGCUGGCGUUCGCGGCGCUGGCGGCGUACUGGUUCGCGCAGUGCGCGCGGUUCUGGCGGGAGGUGGUGCCGCUCCAGAGCUGCGCCACGCUGGUGAUCGCGCUGGGGAUGCUGGAGGCCGCCACCUGGUACUUUGACCUCGCCGAGUUCAACGAGUCCGGCGUCCGCCCCCGCGGUGCCACGUUCUGGGCGGCCACGUCCGGCGCGCUCCGCGGCGCGGCGGCGCGCGUGCUGGUGCUGGCCGUGGCCAUGGGCCACGGCGUGGUGCGGCCCGCGCUGGCGGGGCUCAAGAGCGCCAAGGUGGCUGGCCUCGGCGCCGCGUUCUUCGCCGCCGCGGAGGCGCUCGAGGUCAGCGAGAACGUCGGCACCGUGAGCGACCACUCGCCGUCGCCCACGAGGAGGCUGUUCCUCGUGCUCCCUGUGGCGGCCCUCAACGCGGUGUUCGUGUACUGGAUAUUCAGCUCGCUGUCGAAAACGCUGAACAAGCUCAAGGCAAAACGAAUGACGGCGAAGCUGGAGAUGUACCAGAGGUUGAACAACGCUUUGAUCAUCGCGGUGGCCGUGUCACUCGGCUGGAUCACAUUUGAGAUCCACUUCAAGUCGACGGACGAGUACAACGAGCGGUGGCGCGCGGCGUGGGUGAUCCCGGCAGUGUGGCAACUCAUCUCCUUCUCGCUGCUGUGCGCCGUCUGCCUCAUGUGGGCGCCCUCGCAGAGCUCGACGAGGUACGCCUACCUGGAAGACGAGGAGGGCGGCGAGGACGAGGACCGUGACGUGGAGGACACGCGGCCGCUGAUCCGGCCCGGCCCGCUGUCGUACGUGGAUAACUGGGCCAUCUCCGUGUCCAAGGACGCCACCACCAUCAUUCUGAGAACCGACUCCGGCGUGUACGCGAAAGCCGCCGGCGAUGGAGGCAAGCGGGUGUAG
Miscanthus lutarioriparius is the source of this 1590-nucleotide messenger RNA. NCBI's taxonomy places the organism in Eukaryota, Viridiplantae, Streptophyta, Magnoliopsida, Poales, Poaceae. The record is from the annotation of a GenBank genome assembly.